Messenger RNA from Ahaetulla prasina, 1891 nucleotides. RefSeq names its product sirtuin 5 (gene SIRT5). The transcript is spliced from 9 exons. The coding region runs from base 309 to 1235 and encodes 308 amino acids. NCBI's taxonomy places the organism in Eukaryota, Metazoa, Chordata, Lepidosauria, Squamata, Colubridae. Gene Ontology annotation, molecular function: protein-succinyllysine desuccinylase activity; NAD+ binding; protein-malonyllysine demalonylase activity. The record is from RefSeq and is a predicted model, not a curated record.
AUAAAAGCCUGGCGCUAAACCCCGCCUCGCUGGGAACGCUUGUCAGUUCGAAGCAAGAGCGACAGAGACGUGGCCGCCCGCCCUCUGCCCCCUCCUUCCUUCUCACCGCUGCCAUAGCAACCCCAGAAGGGGCACUUGAGGGGCGACAGGCGCGCGGGGGACGUGCCAGUUUUCACGCAGGGCUUCCUCGUGCGCGCGGCGGGGGGGCCGCUCUGGCGGCCUUGCCACUUCCUGGCGGGCUACGGUCGCGCUGGCUAGACGGGCCCAGGGAAGCGUGAGGUGGGGCUCGGGCAGAAUACAGAAUCCUAAUGAAGCUUUUCAACCUUACCGUGAGGAACGUGGUUUCUCAAGUAUAUUGCGGGCUUAAAUUUGCUCCAGCCAAGAAAGAAAGGGCAUACUUUGAAAUGGCACGACCCAGUUCAAAUAUUGCUGAAUUUCGAGAGAUAUUUGCUAAAGCAAAACAUAUAGCAAUUAUCACAGGGGCUGGAAUUAGUGCAGAGAGUGGCGUUCCAACUUUCCGAGGUGCAGGAGGCUUUUGGAGAAAAUGGCAUGCACAAGAACUGGCUACCCCAGAAGCUUUUGCAAGGAAUCCCUCUAGAGUGUGGGAAUUCUAUCAUUACCGUAGAGAAUUAAUGAUGACCAAACAACCAAACCCCGCACACCUUGCCAUAGCAGAGUGUGAGGCUAAGAUAAGCAAGCAAGGCAGGAGUGUUGCGAUCAUCACACAAAACAUUGAUGAACUCCACAAAAGAGCAGGAUCAAAGCAUGUUUUAGAAAUUCAUGGUAGCUUAUUCAAAACCCGAUGCACCAGUUGUAGAAACGUGGUGGAGAAUUACAACAGUCCAAUCUGUCCUGCUUUAGCUGGAAAAGGGGCUCCAGAUCCUGAAACGGAAGAAGCUACUAUUCCUGUGGGAGAUCUCCCUCGAUGUGAACUGUGCAGUGGCCUCUUGCGACCUCAUGUUGUAUGGUUUGGAGAAACUUUGGAUUCUAAUAUCCUUACAGAGGUUGAAAAAGAACUUGAGAUAUGUGAUCUUUGUUUGGUGAUUGGAACUUCUUCUAUAGUAUAUCCUGCUGCUAUGUUUGCUCCUCAGGUAUCUGCCAGGGGAGUGCCAGUUGCAGAAUUCAACAUGCAAAGCACUCCAGCAACGGAUAAGUUCAGAUUCCAUUUCUCAGGUCCUUGUGGUACUACGCUUCCUCCAGCCCUUGCCUAUGAAGAAACGGAGACCACCUCUUGAAUAUUUAUGAGAAGUAAGAAAGAGAAAAACUAUAAUUGCCAAUUUCAGUAAUGGUGCAAAUGUAAGAGGAACCAGUUCUCCUGUGGAAAACACCUUGCCUGAAACUGAACAAUGGAAUGUAAAGAUGACGGUGAACAAAAUAAAUCAUGAUUCUCAGAUGACAAGAAUGAGCAGUGGUAAAGGAUGAUGGACAGAGACAUGAAAAGUGGUUAUCACUGUUGGGGGGAAAAAUCAUGUGAAUUAAAAGUGUAAAUAUACAAACUGCUCAAAUAUGGUGAACAAGAGAUUUGUACUCUUAAGAGUUUCAGAUUGUAUCUUUGAUAAAUGUCAUGCAAAGAGAGAAUGUUACCAUUAUUCAUAUUUCACAAAAUUAUUUUCUGAAAAUGGGUAAAACUGAAAAAUUUAAGAAUAAGCUAGCUUUUAAUAGAGCCUACACUCCAGUACUUUGCAGGAAAUCAAUAAACAAAGUUAUCUUUGUUACAAAAUGAAGCACUCAAGAUUGUAAGCAAUAUAAAAAAUAGAUUAAUAGCUUCAAUUUACAUAUGGUUGCCUACUUCCAUUUCACUUCCAGAGCUGAAUGAAUAUAUGUAUGAACUUAAUUACAGCUUUCUUUGCUGUUCUAAAGCACUAAAAUAAAUCAAUGCCUUUUUAAUUGA